AAUUAAGUUUGUGACUUUGACCAAUUAUUCUGCAUUUUGUGUGGAUAGGUAUGUCCAGUGCUACUACAUAACAGUAAUAGUGUAGAUGGAGAGGGUUCAAUGAAACCUGGUGACUUUAUUAUUUUGCCAUUGCAGGGUAGAAAUAUAACACUGAAGUCCAGACAACCUGGAUAAUGGCAGCCAUACAUUUUUUCAACACCAAGAAGCGGAAUGGGAAGUUUAAUGAAGGAGAGAAUGAAAUUCUUGUCCGUCAAAUCAUGGCCAACUGGAAAAAAAUAUAUAUGCGUAACGCAUGCAGCUUACAAGAGAAAAAAAUUAUUUGGGAAAAUAUAACAAGAAAAGUAAAUAAACGAGGUACCUAUGUUCGUACUACUACUGCCUGCAAAAAGCGAUGGAAUGAUUUUAUAAGAAGCAUUGAAAAAAGCUUAAAUCAAAAAUUACCUCUGAAUCAUCUUCAGUCAGAAGUAUUUCAGUUUGUUAACAAUAAAAACAAUGGAAACAAAAUAACUUGGGAAAAGAUUGUUUUGAAAAUAGGUGAGUCCAAUAUAUAACAUAUAUAGCAGUUUAUCUUCCUCUAUCACUAUAUAUAUAGGCAUUAAUAGACAGUUCUCCAUAGGGUAUUUUACAUCAAAGUGGGUUUUACAUAUGUGCAUAGCGCUCCUUCUUGGGAUUUAUUUAAUAAUAUAUAUAUAUCUUAUCUCUGUGGACAACAUUGUAAUAAUUCACCUUCGAAGAACUUAAAGAUCAGAACUAUUAGAAUAAAAUAGAGAAAUAGAUUGCUUGGAGACAGAAUUAACCAACUUCCCCCCAAAAAAGGAGUAGACUAAAAAAAUUAAAGUAACACUCCAAGUACCAUAACAACUUCAUCACAAUUAACUUUGAAUGGUGCCACAAACAGUUUAACACCAAAUUCUACUUUCAAGCAUCGCUUAGCUCUGCCCUGUCCUUCAGCUGCCUGCAGAUUAUUUAAACAGGAAGCAUUGGACUGCUGCAGACAAGAGAGCUCCUGAAUGUCUGAGAGCAUUAGCUGACACUCUAAGCCAAUCGGUAGCUCCCUAUUCACAGAACGAUCUGAAAAACAUAUAUAUUUAUCUCAAACUGCUUUUAUGAAUGGGGAGGGACCUUUUGUGAUUGGUUUAACCUCUUAUGGUAAGGUUACCAUUAUAUAACAUGUUCCUUUACCUACCGAAGAAAAGGGCUUAAUAAGUUAGAAGGAAUCUAUCAAAGUUUGGAAGUGGAAACAUAACUAAAAUUCAAAUUCUCUUCUCUAAUAAUUACUUCUCAUUGAAACAAAAGAAAAUAUGUGUGCCCGAACACCCUAAAUAAUAAAAAGACGUCCCAAGUGAGAGUGUAAAACUUUUUAAAAUAAACUUUGCAGAAAGGUGUGAGUAAGAGAUUAAAUAUUCUCACAAUAACUAAUACUGGUCUUGUGUCUAAUGUGCUUUCAAACUAAGUCCUAGAUUUAAAGAAACACUGCACGACCCAUAUUAGGAAAAAAAAAUAGAAAUCACUGUUUACAGUGAUACACUCCUAAUGUAUGUAUUUGUUGGAGGUGUAUACAAUGAAUUAUUCCAUAUUAAUGACUGCAGCCUUUGCAAGCCUUUCCCUUUUUCCCUGGAAGAAAUUUUCAGUCUCUUUACAGGGAAAUAGCCAGUCAGAGGCUUCUCAUAGGCGGGCGGGAGGUAGACGCAUUCAAAUAGAGCGUGCCUGACACAUCUGUUAGCUAAAGGGAGCUAAAAGAAGCAGUAAGUACUCUGCCUGGCUUUUUAAUUGACAGCCAGAGGGGUAUUUCAUUAAUUGUUUAUAAAAGUGCUGAUUUCUAAUAGAAAUUGGUAAGUUUUUAUAACUUUAUUUAUACUUCAUUAAUAUGGGAUAUUCCUCGAUAUUCCUCGCUGAAGUGCUAAAUGUGUGUGGAGUGGUCCUGUAAUAUUGGAGGAUAAGCUCUCAAAAUGAUUUAAUAUUUUUGGAUAAACUUUUAAAAUUAUGUAAUAUUAUGAAACCUAUUUUAAUUUUGAAACAUUGAUAUUUUUUUCUUAUGAUAUAUGUUUUAUUUUAGCAUUUAGAAAAAAUAACUGUAAAAGCUUAUCCAACAAUAUUAAAUUGAGGCCUUUUUAAUAAAUCCUUUUUUUGGGGGGGUGGAAAUAUUAGACUCUCAUUGAAAACCACGUAGCGAAUUUUAUGAACUGUAAUCUUAAAUUCAUCGACGUGCAGACCUUGUAGACUAGGAUUAAGUUUAGGAUUUGAACAUAUUUUUUUUAUUUUGUGGUAUGCAUUAUUCCAUAUAUAAUAAUCCGCUAAAUUAUGUAUUUUUUUUUUUUAAAGGCAAUCCAUCUACUAUAUCUCAUAAACAAACGCGUAAACCAGAGUUGUUAAGAAGAUCCACUGGAAGUAUACCUUCUGUAUCUACGAAUGGACCAGAGAUGUUAAGAAGAUCCACUGUAAGUAUACCUACUAUACCUAUGAAUGGACCAGAGUUGUUAAGAAGAUCCACUGGAAGUAUACCUUCUGUAUCUACGAAUGGACCAGAGAUGUUAAGAAGAUCCGCUGGAAGUAUAUCUACUGUACCAACUGUACCCCGUCCUCAGACAAACGUUGAAACUGCAUUGGAGAAGUACAUCUGGUUUAAAAAUAAUUUUGAAAAGGAAAAAAAUUAUUUUCUUUCAAGCUCUCUAAAACAAAUGGAAGAACAUAGAGCCAAGGUGGCUUCCUAUUUGAAAGAACUCAGUAAAAUGAUAGAUGGGCUUAAACAUGAGGCAUCCACUGAUUCUGAUUAUAAUUGUGAUCAAAACUCACCUUCACAGCAUUUCCCUAACAUAUUUGGAUAAAAAGCGAUUUAAGUAGGUAUAAAUCCAAAUCCUUUUUAUUCUUCUUUUUUUUGAUAAUUGGUCACCAUAUAAUAUACAUUUUUAACAAACGAAAAACACAUUCAAUAAUACAUAAUUUGAUAUGAAAAAAGAGACAACCCAAGUAACUACUAAAUGGUUGAUUUCAUCUAAGCCAAAAGCAUUUUAUUUUUCACCCCUUCAUUACCUAUGCUUUGCCAUUUCUACUCAUGCCAGCCCCUCCCUUAAAAAUGAGGGAAGAUGGCAGAGAGUGAAGAGGGCAAUUGCAC
Pelobates cultripes (western spadefoot toad) is the source of this 3112-nucleotide messenger RNA. Lineage: Eukaryota; Metazoa; Chordata; Amphibia; Anura; Pelobatidae. The record is from the annotation of a GenBank genome assembly.